Molecule: messenger RNA, 894 nt
Organism: Clarias gariepinus (North African catfish)
Lineage: Eukaryota; Metazoa; Chordata; Actinopteri; Siluriformes; Clariidae
Gene: psmb1
Product: proteasome 20S subunit beta 1
Exons: 6
Coding region: 76-789 (237 amino acids)
Cellular component (GO): proteasome core complex
Source: RefSeq, a predicted model, not a curated record
CAACUUCCGUCCGCCAUGUUGCAGUGAGACAGCGAGAUUUGUGAGGAAAAGUUGCGCUUUCAGUUCAGGUGCAUCAUGCUGUCCACACAGGCUUUUGGAGAAAACGGAAAGAUGAAGGAGUAUCACUACACCGGGCCUGUAGAGCACAAAUUCUCUCCUUACGCCUUUAAUGGAGGGACUGUGCUGGCGGUGGCUGGAGAAGAUUUUGCUUUAGUGGCGUCCGAUACACGUCUAAGCGAGGGCUACUCGAUCCAUAGCCGAGACUCUCCGAAGUGCUAUAAACUGACAGACCAGACAGUGAUCGGCUGCAGCGGAUUCCACGGGGACUGUUUGACGUUGACCAAAAUCAUCGAUGCAAGGCUCAAGAUGUACAAGCACGCGAAUAACAAGACCAUGACAAGUGGAGCGAUUGCAGCAAUGCUCUCGACCAUUCUGUACGGCAGGCGUUUUUUCCCAUACUACGUUUAUAACAUAAUCGGUGGACUUGAUGAAGAAGGUCGUGGUGCUGUGUACAGUUUUGAUCCAGUCGGAUCCUACCAGAGGGACGCGUACAAAGCCGGUGGCUCAGCAAGUGCGAUGCUGCAGCCCCUGCUUGACAAUCAGAUCGGAUACAAGAACAUGGAAAAUGUAGAGCAGCUGCCAUUGACACUGGAUAAAGCUGUGCAACUGGUUAAAGACGUGUUUAUAUCAGCUGCGGAGAGAGACGUCUACACUGGAGAUGCACUCAAGAUCUGCAUCAUUACCAAGGAAGGCAUCCGGGAGGAGAAUCUGCCGCUCAGGAGAGAUUAAAGGGCAUAUAUGACUGUGCCUUGGAAUUAAUAUGUUCACUCAGAAUAGUGGUUUGUCCUUUUUGUAUACUUGUUCAAGAAUAAAAAUACAUAAAAUAUGGAAAAA